This is a messenger RNA of Penicillium malachiteum, 501 nucleotides long. RefSeq lists its product as uncharacterized. Lineage: Eukaryota; Fungi; Ascomycota; Eurotiomycetes; Eurotiales; Aspergillaceae. The record is from RefSeq and is a predicted model, not a curated record. The transcript has 2 exons. The coding region runs from base 1 to 501 and encodes 166 amino acids.
AUGGCCAAUUUUCUUAAGAUUGCUAGCCGUGAUAGCAGCAAUGAUGGUCUCACCACUCCCAUGGUUGACCUGCUGAUCGCGCUCCUGGUGCUGAUCUUGAUCGCGCUCGGCCUUGUCGGUGGACUGCUGAUCCUCCGCCGCAAGCUCUACAAUGGCCAAGCUCCCGCCCACCAACGCCGAUUAACCAUCACAACCAACAAAUCCGACUCAAUUCUUGUCAUCGAUGAAAAACGCAGCCUCAUGGAGAACUCCGAUAGCCCACCGCCCAGUCCUGUCCCAGAGAUCCGCAUCACUUUCCCCGAGGAGGAAGAUGCAUCUGGAAGACGCAAGUCCGGCCGCUCCGUCGUCGUUCGAAUCAGCGACGCCGGCAGUGUCGGCUUGGAACCCUGCAAUGAUGACCUACCGCCGUACCAAAGCAGUGACAGCGAUCGCUUCCAGUCCCUUGAUAUCGAGCGCAUGGGUGGAUUGAAAGAGAAGAGUGAUGUGAACCAUUACUCUUAG